Messenger RNA from Menidia menidia (Atlantic silverside), 1102 nucleotides. NCBI's taxonomy places the organism in Eukaryota, Metazoa, Chordata, Actinopteri, Atheriniformes, Atherinopsidae. The record is from the annotation of a GenBank genome assembly.
AUGCGGACGACAAGUGGCAGACGUAAGCAAAGGUCGGAGGUCGACGCGUUCAGCAGAUGUCGUCCUAACAGGUUGUGGCCCGUGUCGUCCGUAAUAGUAUCACAGGAGAGCAAGCGGAGGUCAGAGUCUCUGAGGGGCUCCGCCGAUCGCCAUAAAUCUUGUCGCGCUGACAAGGACAAACCAACAUCAGUUCAGGUAAUCCAGCUAAAGAUGCCAAAAAUGGUCUAUAAAAUCAUCUUCAUUUCCUUCUGCUUAUUGCACUUCUCCGUUCACAGCAGUGGACGUCCCCUGAGUAAACGGACGGUGAGUGAAAUGCAGCUCAUGCACGACGUGGGGCAGCACCAGCAGGUGCAGGAGCGGCGGGAGUGGCUGCAGACGCGGCUCCGCAACAUCCACAACCCGGACCCGGAGGGCCGGGGCCGGGGCCGGGAGGGCCGGGGCCGGGGGAGGCCCAGCCCCGCGGACCUGGCCGAGCUCAGCGACCUGACCACCGAGGAGAUCCAGCACGCCUUGGACUUCCUGGAGAAGCUCCUCGAAUCGAAACAGUCAUGAUUAUUUAUUUUGCUUUAUUUCAUUGACCGUUGACUGUCUCAACUUUGUUUGUUUUUUUCCAACUGCGAAAGAUGUUUUCUUUCUAUAUUUUUCAUUUUUUAUAGUUCAGUUUGACACUUUCCAGAUUUCUGUAUUUGUGCAUUUUAUUUAAUUAAUUUUGCCUUUGAAAUAUUAUUUAUUCAACUUAAUUUAUUAAUUUUAUAUUUAUACGACAGUGCCUCGAUUGGGCAGUCCUUCCAUAUUAUAUGCACUUUUAUAGAAGACGUAGUGACCUGAAGCACUCAUGAAACUGCUUCAACUUGAAAGAGACUGUCUGAAUUGGACCAAUGUUCUUUGUUUUGUUGUUUUUUUAUUAGGUAUAACGGCCUUAUUUGUCAUUCAUUUGUAAAACUACUCACAAAAUAUUUAUUUGAACUGUAAAAGAUAAAAACAAAUGCACUUCAACAUUGAAGAGUAAAUUCUAUACGCUAUCUUGACGAUGCCUGUGUAAAAAAAAGUAUUGUAAUGGUUAUUUAUGUGUGUUUAAUAUGGAUUAAUUAAAAAUAAAGCU